Molecule: messenger RNA, 4033 nt
Organism: Doryrhamphus excisus (bluestripe pipefish)
Lineage: Eukaryota; Metazoa; Chordata; Actinopteri; Syngnathiformes; Syngnathidae
Gene: usp45
Product: ubiquitin specific peptidase 45
Biological process (GO): protein deubiquitination
Molecular function (GO): zinc ion binding; cysteine-type deubiquitinase activity
Source: RefSeq, a predicted model, not a curated record
ACGUCGGCAGUCGGCUCCAAAAAAUCCCAGACACCUUCGGAGAGCCAUGUGUGACCAACAGAAACCUAACUAACUUGAAUUUAAGACGACCUCUUGUAACAGUUACGUAAAGGCCAAGUGUAAAUAUGGAACACCACAAGUCAAGCGCACAGCGCAUGCGUGAAGUACGGGUCUGUCAAAGGACAAAAGUCAUCUUGGGUACACUUGCAUAGACGGAUGUCGAAACAGUGCCAAUUAUAUUCGUGUUUGCACGAAUUACGCAUAUUCAGUUAUUAAUCUCUUAGUAUUACUUUAUAUAAUAUUCUACUGCCUUUCAGGCACUACACCAUACGGGUAUCAACGUCUACUUUCCAGUUUCCCGUGGAACCUGAAUGCAACACCCUUGCUUGCCAUAUUGCUUCCGAAUGCGUCACAUGUUUACUUGGUGUGCUAAUUGAUGCUCCGAGGCCAGACAACAUUUAUAAAGUUUAGUUGAACAUUGCAUCUAAAUGUCAUGUCAUGUUGUCGUCUUUACGUCUCAAUGACUUUAUUGCCAGGCGUACACAUGUUAAACAAGCUUAUUAACUGUACAGUUAGUAUUACAAGUCGGUGGCUAGCCUGUUUGCUAGCCAGACAGAGUUAGCAUCACUGGUGUCAGACAUCUAUAGGAAAGAGCUCCAAAUGCGUCUUAAGGACCCCCUGUCCUUGACAGCCGCCAACAUGACUAAGCGGACAAAUAAACCAAGAAAACCUCGAGAUGAAGAAUCAUCGGAUGAAGUCAGUGGGUUGACUUGCCAGCAUGUGACAAAGGCAGUGGAUUUGAGCUCCGUGAAGAAAGCAAUGUUAUCCAGCUUGUGGUUAGUGUGUUCUGAGUGUCUGAAGGAAAGGACGAUGAUCAACAGCGAGCCCGGAGCCUCUCAAGACAUCUUAGUCUGCCUAAAGUGUGGUUUCCAAGGCUGUAACCACUCAGGGAUUGAACACGCUGUCCAGCACCACAAAGCAUUCCACCCUGAGCCACACUGCAUCACCAUAAGCUUGAGCACAUGGAGGGCCUGGUGUUUUGAAUGUAAUGAAGAGCUCUCCACUCACUGUAACAAAAAAGCCCUGGCGCAGACUCUGGAUUUUCUACAGAAGCACUCUGUCAAGGCAACAUCUGCAUCAGGCCCCAAGAUCAUCAAACCAAAAGAGGAAGCCUCAAAUUACAGUGACCCUCCAAGGGGAAAGAAUUCCGUCAACAGCAAUGCAUUGGUUCCUGUUAAAGGCAUCAGUAACCUUGGCAACACAUGCUUCUUCAAUGCUGUUAUGCAGAAUCUGUCCCAAACACACAUGCUCAUUGACCUCAUCCAGGAAGUGAAGGAGAAAGGGUACAAAUUGAGGAUCUGCCCCCUCGUUGACGCCCAUCUGGGUCCGUUAUUAGUAACGCUGCCCAGUCCAGAGCCCCUGACUGCAGCCAUGUUUCUCUUCCUCCAAUCCAUGAAAGAACCAGGGAAAGGUCCCGUCAGUCCCAAGAUCCUCUUUAAUCAGCUCUGCCAGAAGGCUCCACGCUUUAAGGGCUACCAACAACAGGACAGCCAGGAGCUUCUUCACUCUCUACUGGACUCCAUACGAGUAGAGGAAACUAAAAGAGUGAAGGCUGGAAUUCUCAGAGCAUUCAACAAUCCCACGGAGAAGACAGCAGAUGAGGAAACCAGGCGUCAAGUCAAAGCAUAUGGGAAGGAAGGUGUAAGGAUGAACUUUGUUGAUCGCAUCUUUGUUGGAGAGCUAACCAACACAAUUAUGUGUGAAGAGUGUGAACAUAUCUCAACUGUAAAGGAAGCCUUCAUAGAUAUUUCUUUACCUAUAAUAGAGGAACGGAUAUCGAAACCAUCCAAUAGCAGCAGACCAGGGAAAGGAAGCCGGGACCACGAAUCCAACGUGACACAUAAUGAGCAGGUUCUUUCCACCGUAAAUACAGCCAACAGAAACACAAGGCAUCUCAGUAGACAGAAAACACAAGGCAGGAGGUCCUCCAGCUCGAUGGACGGAAAGGGGGCAAGCUGCAGUUUGGAUCAGCUUGAGGAGGAGAGGAUUGCAGGAUCAGCCCACUGUGUCCCUGCUUGCAAGAUGGCUGCUUGCGGAAGCCUCUCAGAUGGCAGUGAGAGAGACACUGGUGCUCGGGACAGCAGUAACGAUGCCGACAGUGAAGCUUCAGAGAGCGAAUGGACAUCCUGCUCCAGUCACGUCCAAUCUCAUUUGACUCCCAUUGUCAAUCCAUCCCCAAUAUCUUACUCUACCUCAUCAUCAUCCUCUUCCAGGCAAGGUGGCGCUGUAGAGCCACUGCUUAGCAGUUUGUCAAAAGUUAGCCUUGGGCUCGGUUCAGGGGACAGCUCGUCCUCUUUGCAAUGUUCUCCAGAGGAGCCCGCAGAAAGUCACUACCACCAGACAGCAUUCCAGGCUCUGUCCCACAGUUACACUCCCAGCUCUAAGGAGUGCUCCGUUCAGUCCUGCCUUCACCAGUUUACAUCCGUGGAACUACUGAUGGGCAACAACAGGUUGCUUUGUGAGAGCUGCACCGAACGCAGACACAAGCUGAUACGCAAGAGCAGCUCAGCUGAUAAAAAGGCGGAAAAGAUCUACACCAGUGCGAGGAAACAAAUGCUCAUUUCCUCACUUCCUCCUGUCAUCACAUUGCAUCUGAAACGCUUCCACCAGGCAGGGAUGAAUCUACGAAAGGUGAACCGCCAUGUCGACUUCCCUCUGGUGUUGGACCUGGCCCCAUUCUGUUCAGCUUCAUGCAAAAACCUGGUAACUGAUGACCGUGUCCUUUACAGCCUGUAUGGGAUUGUGGAACAUAGCGGGUCAAUGCGUGGCGGUCACUACACUGCAUAUGUAAAAGUCCGUGCUCCCCAGAAGAAAACUGAACAUCACAGGAACUUGACAGGUGCCAAGGGUUCUAGCAGCAGCUCCCCAGGCCAGUGGUUCUAUAUCAGUGAUGCUACGGUCCAGACGGUACCAGAGUCGAGGGUUCUCAACGCUCAGGCAUAUCUGCUCUUCUAUGAGGAAAUGCUGUAAUUGGACUGAAUCCAUUUCAUAACAGACACCAGUGUUGUUCUGUGGAGUUACGUAAAAUGUGUAAUUAUUAGGGGGCUGGGGGGGUUGGACUCUUUUCUUCAAUAGUUAAUUUGCACUUCUGUUUUUUUUCUUACAUAAGGAUUACCAUUUAAAGGUGCUGUUGCUUGCUGACGGACUCUGGGUCGUCACUUUUGUUUUGCAUCCGCCCCUCUUUAACCGCAUGCAGGGGUGUGAAUGUCUUAUCUGUCAUUGCUCUGUCAAUCACCUAAACUCAUUUUUAAUAAUACUCAUUUCAUGCUUGCGGUAGAUGUUGCCAUGUCACAAUCGGUGCAUGUUUUUUUGCGCUAAAUAUUUGCAGUUUUUUGUCAGUAUUUUUGGUUCACUCACAAAUAUACCCCAUUUUUAUCGUAACAAGUCACCAUGUUUGCCUUCAUUGUACAGUAUUCAAGUUGUACUGUAAAUAAGUCAAUUGAUGAAAUCAAAUGUGUAAAUGUGUCUACACUGUUACUAUCGCUAAGAUCUGACAAAAUGAUAGAAAUAAAAAAUAUCCAAGGCUCCAAGCCUUACUAGAAUAACAUUUUUGCUGUAACGUGCAUGUACUGCUCUAUUGAUUGUAUGUACUACUCUUAAAUCAUUGACGAAAUCGUUGUUUUCCAAGUGAAUAUAUUUCUUGUUUGCCGAACGGGAACUGGUUGGCAUGUGUAACGAGGUCUAUAGAGUUAUGCCAAUUAAUACUAGAUUAAACAGAUUCAGUGCCUAAGCUUAAUGAAAGGUGCACGGUGGAAAGAAAACGUUUCAUAUUCAAUGCUUUUGCGGACGUGGCAUUCAUGUACAGCAUAUACUGUAGCUUGGAAUAAUGGUAUAUGUAAUAAAUGUAAAUGUAUUAAAAACAAUGCAAGAUCAUGGUGCUUUAGGCAUGCAGGGUUUUUCCAAGGAUGAGUUUUCAUCCUAAAAUAAUAAACAUUUGGUAUGCAUUGAUCUGUUAUGUAUCAGAAACAAAAUA